Ananas comosus (pineapple) is the source of this 4835-nucleotide messenger RNA. RefSeq names its product DExH-box ATP-dependent RNA helicase DExH6. The transcript has 14 exons. The coding region runs from base 255 to 3899 and encodes 1214 amino acids. Gene Ontology annotation, molecular function: protein binding; RNA binding; ATP binding. Gene Ontology annotation, cellular component: intracellular anatomical structure. The record is from RefSeq and is a predicted model, not a curated record. NCBI's taxonomy places the organism in Eukaryota, Viridiplantae, Streptophyta, Magnoliopsida, Poales, Bromeliaceae.
ACCGACCCGACACCGCGCACCCAAACGUGAACCCAAAGCGUUUGGAGAGAGAGAGAGAGAGAGAGAGAGAGAGGGGGGAAGAAGCGGUGAUCGCUCGAUUCGAUCGAUCGUUCGAUCGAAAUCGACCGCAAAAGCGCCAAAAGCCGAAGCUUGGGGAAGAAGCGCUUCUCAACCGAGCUAACCCUAGAAGAAGAAGAAGAAGAAGAAGAAGAAGAAGAAGAAGAAGGAGAAGCGUAGCAGCAAUACCAAUCAUAAUGGGGAAGAAGGGGCAGAGGAAGGGGAAAGUCGCGGCGGCGGCGGCGGGGCCGGCGCCGCAGCAGACGGGGGUCGUCACCGAGGCGACGCUCGUGCGAAUCGGCAAGGUCUUGGAGGAGUUUCGCAUCUCCGAUGCCCAAGUUCACACUUUUGAACCUGGUCUGUCUAAACAAGAACGAGCUGCAAUUCAUGAAAUGUGCAGAAAAAUGGGUAUGAUAUCAAAAAGUUCUGGAAAUGGACAACGGCGGAGACUAUCUGUCUACAAAACUAAAAAGCAGCAGGGACCUACUAAGAAGGACGAAGAUAGUGUUACUUAUUUGAAGUUUUCUGAGGAGACAAGAAAUGUUCUACGGGAUUUAUUUACACGCUAUCCCCCAGAUGAUGGAGAGUUGGGUGGAGAUGCACUAACUAAUAGUUCAAGCGAGAAAGUUGGUAAGGUACAGUGGAAGCAAGAUAAUAGCUUUUGCAAACCUUCGAUGCGCAAGUCUGAUAUAGCAAAGAAGUUGGAGCUGCUUGCUUCUAAAGUAAACGAGUCAGCACAGCUGAAAAAGGUUAUGGAAGACAGAAGUAAACUUCCUAUUGCAUCUUUCAAGGAUGCUAUCACUUCAUCAUUGGAAAAGCACCAGGUGGUGCUGAUAUCUGGUGAGACGGGUUGCGGUAAAACCACUCAGGUCCCUCAGUAUAUCUUGGACUGUAUGUGGGGAAAGGGUGAGACAUGUAAAAUUGUUUGCACACAACCAAGACGCAUAUCAGCAAUUUCAGUUGCUGAGAGAAUAUCAUUUGAGAGAGGAGAACCUGUCGGGGAAGAUGUAGGAUAUAAGAUUCGUUUGGAAUCCAAAGGUGGGAAAAACUCAUCAAUUAUGUUUUGCACAAAUGGUGUUCUCUUGAGAUUGUUGAUUGGUAGAGGUGCAAAUAUUUCAAAGUCAGAGGUUACAAAGCGCUCAAAGGAGGACAGUAUUAUGGGGAUAACCCAUAUUAUUGUGGAUGAAAUUCAUGAAAGGGAUAGGUUUUCUGAUUUUAUGUUGGCAAUUCUCAGAGACCUCCUGCCUGCCUAUCCUCAUUUACACAUGGUAUUGAUGAGUGCUACAAUCGAUGCUGAGAGAUUUUCACAAUACUUCGAUGGCUGUCCUAUUAUUCAAGUCCCAGGAUUUACAUAUCCCGUAAAAACUUUCUAUUUGGAGGACGUACUUUCCAUUUUAAAAGCUGGUGAUGAGAACCAUCUUACUCCUAUGGUUGAAAAUGAUACAAAAGAUGAUACCCCAUUGACAGAAGAUUACCGCAAUGCUCUUGAUGAAUCAAUCAAUCUGGCUUUGUCAACUGAUGAAUUUGAUCCUCUCCUCGAACUCAUCUCUACUGAACAGAACCCAAAAAUCUACAACUACCAGCAUUCACUCACUGGUGUAUCACCUCUUAUGGUUUUUGCCGGAAAGGGCAGAGUAGGCGAUGUUUGCAUGCUUUUAUCAUUUGGUGUUGAUGCCUCUCUUCGAGAUAAUGAAGGAAGAUCUGCAUUGGAUUGGGCUCAGAAAGAGAAUCAGCAAGAAAUUUAUGAAAUUGUCAAGAAGCAUACAGAAAAUGAUGCAUCAAAUUCAGCAGAAGAGGAAGAGCUAUUAAACAAAUAUUUAGCAAGCAUCAAUCCAGAACACAUUGACACUGUUCUUAUAGAGCGACUCUUAAGAAAAAUAUGUACCGAUUCUGACGAAGGAGCCAUUUUAGUAUUUCUCCCUGGAUGGGAUGACAUAAAUCAAACAAGAGAGAGAUUGCUUGCUUCUCCUUUUUUCCGAGAUGCAUCAGAAUUCUUGAUUCUCUCUCUUCAUUCUCUGAUUCCUUCUUCGGAGCAGAAAAAGGUCUUCAAACGACCGCCGGGUGGGGUCCGCAAAAUAAUUCUCUCUACCAAUAUUGCAGAGACUGCCAUCACCAUUGAUGAUGUGGUGUAUGUUAUAGAUAGUGGUCGCAUGAAGGAGAAAAGCUAUGAUCCUUAUAACAAUGUAUCAACUCUUCAGUCUUCUUGGAUUUCAAAGGCAAGUGCGAGGCAGCGUGAAGGACGAGCAGGCAGGUGCCAGCCUGGCACUUGCUACCACCUAUACUCGAAGUUCCGUGCGGCAUCUUUGCCAGAGUAUCAAGUUCCCGAAAUAAAGAGGAUGCCAAUUGAGGAACUCUGCUUGCAGGUGAAACUCCUUGAUCCAACGUGUAGAAUUGCCAACUUCCUACAGAAAACUCUAGAUCCUCCAGUCCCAGAAACUGUACGCAAUGCAAUAAUAGUUCUCCAAGAUCUCGGUGCUUUAACUCAAGAUGAACAACUCACUGACCUUGGUGAAAAAAUAGGGUCCCUUCCUGUUCACCCCUCCACAAGCAAGAUGCUGCUAUUCGCCAUCUUAAUGAACUGCUUGGACCCCGCCCUAACCCUAGCCUGUGCCGCUGAUUACAGAGAUCCCUUUAUUCUUCCGAUGGCCCCAGAUGAGAGAAAGAAAGCUGCCAUGGCAAAAGUUGAACUAGCUUCGUUAUUUGGUGGGUACAGUGAUCAAUUAGCAGUUGUUGCUGCUUUUGAAUGUUGGAGGAGAGCGAGAGAAAGAGGUCAAGAAUCCCAGUUUUGUUCAAGGUACUUUGUUUCUUCGAACACCAUGAAUAUGCUAUUCAGUAUGAGGAAGCAACUAUUAAGCGAGCUUGCAAAGAAUGGGUUCAUUCCCCAGGAUAUAUCCAAUUUUAGUCUAAAUUCUCAAGAUCCAGGUAUUCUACGAGCAGUUCUAAUGGCGGGUUUAUACCCGAUGGUGGGGAAAUUGCUUCCAAGGAGAAAAAAUGGUAAAAGAGCGAUUGUAGAGACAGCUAGUGGGGCCAAAGUUAGGUUACAUCCGCAUUCAUCGAACUUCAAUUUAUCUUUUAAUAAAAAUUGUGGUGGGCCACUUAUCAUUUAUGAUGAGAUUACUCGUGGGGACGGUGGGAUGUAUAUAAAAAAUUGUUCUCUUGUUGGUCCGUAUCCAUUAUUGUUGCUUGCAAUGGAAAUGGUUGUUGCUCCUUUGGAAGAGAAUGAUGAGGGUGAUGAUGAGACUGGUGACGAUGAUGAUGAUGAGGGUUCAAGUGAUGAGGAUGGUGAUGUGGCCAUGAAUGCAGAUUCUGGGCCUCGGGGUGAGGAGAUUAUGUCUUAUCCAGAUAACACUGUUUCAGUUGUCGUUGAUCGAUGGCUGAGAUUCGAGUCGACCGCACUUGAUGUUGCUCAGAUGUACUGCUUAAGGGAGCGAUUAUCUGCUGCAGUCCUGUUCAAAGUCAAAAAUCCGCUGGCCGUUCUCCCUCCCAUGCUUGGAGCAUCAAUGUACGCAAUAGCAUGUAUUCUCUCGUAUGAUGGCUUGCCCACUAUCGUCCCUUCUGAUGAUUUUAUCGAAUCAAAAUCCGACAUGGGUGAACCGAGCAAAUGGGGCGGAAGAAGAGGAGCAGGUUACGUCUCUCCAAGCGGUUUCUUGAAAUCCUUGAUGUCCGAAAAACCAAGGAAUAAUACGAUGCAUAGAAGUAGCGUCUCUGCUCAAUCUCUUCCCCAACCUGCGGUUCAAAGGCCUUUUCACCAAGAAAAGCCUUUUUUACACGGUAACCGCGCUGUUAGUGCCACCCCAAGGAUUAGGUCGUUUAAACGGCAGCGUGGAAGUGUUUCUCGAUGAUACAAGUACUCUCACUCAGUCUUCUCUUCCUCUGUACGAUGUUGGGGUUGUUGGGGUUGAUGCAUAUGGAAGCAUAUGAUCAAGUAUCGACAUGACGGUAACAUUGAAAAGGCUUAAUGACUUUGUAUAAUGCUGUUCCAAUCAGAAGUUGCAGAUCAUCUGAUGGGAGGAAGUUGUUGUUUAUAGGGAUGGGUGCUUAGUCGUCGAAUGUGCGAAGGUGGUGGAAAAAGUGCUUCUUAUUACAGCAGUACAAGGUGGUCGGCUGUGCAUCUAAAAUUAGGGUAAUACAUCAUGUAACUCAAAUAGUUUCUUUUCUUUAUCCCCCCAUCGUGUGGAUUUCAUGGUCUUAUCAUUUAAGAUGCCCCAACUCUGUUCUGCAGAACAUGGAAACUAGGCUUGUAUUUUUAGGCUGCUUACGAUCUGUUAUUGCAACAACAAAAAAAAAAAAGUAAAAAGAAAAGAAAAAAAAGAAGAAGAAAAAGAGAGACUUUUUUUUUUUUAAUAUAAUAAUCAAUGUAUGAGUAAGAAACGAAGAUGAAUUGUGUGUUGCAGAACUGAAGAGAAAAAAAAGGAAAAGGAAAAGAAAAAGAAGAGUCAAUUGACUCACCUGAUAGAUUCAGAUUCAGCUGGUAAAGUGCUUUUACUAGCAGCAGUUAUCAGAUGGCUUGAUUUGCUUUCGCAGUUGGGUACUUUCUAUAGGAUUUGCUUUCGCAGUUGGGUACUUUCUACUAACCUACUGGAACUUGGUGGUAACACAAGUUAGAUUUGAUUGUAUUUGGAUCUCUCAUGACAUUGGUUAUUCGAAGUAUCCAUGUCACAUCUAAGCUAAUUAUUAUUAUUAUUAUUAUUAUUAUUAUAUGGAUUAUACUAGAGUGGUGUUGUUGCUACUAGUUUUGUGCCACUUGGCCUAAUUCUAAAGCAAGAACUUUUUAUAUA